Impatiens glandulifera is the source of this 2018-nucleotide messenger RNA. Its product is annotated as factor of DNA methylation 4-like. Gene Ontology annotation, biological process: gene silencing by siRNA-directed DNA methylation. Bases 141 to 1967 code for a protein of 608 amino acids. The transcript has 7 exons. The record is from RefSeq and is a predicted model, not a curated record. Lineage: Eukaryota; Viridiplantae; Streptophyta; Magnoliopsida; Ericales; Balsaminaceae.
ACAGAGUAGAAAUUCCGAGCCAGCCAGCCAGCCAUAGAAAGUCGAUUCGUUUUCAGAAUUCCUUCAUGCUUUCAAGAAGCCCUAGCUAGUGUCUUCACUGACCCAAACCAGUCGCCGUCACCUUUUUCCAGGUCCCGAAUAUGUCUAGCAAGAUCGAUAAUAGGAAUGAUUAUGGAUGUGGUUCAGAGUUGGAAGAUUGCAAGUUAAAUUGUUACGAGGAUCUGAAUGCUGAAUAUAUCCAGAGGGAUAUAAGCUCUUCUCACCGUUCUGUAUUUCAUGAAGACGUUGAGAGUGGAUCACCAAUAUUAUCAACUGCAGACGCUGAUAAACCUGCUGAAAGCUCUUCUACACCCAUGCAGAUUUGUGAUGAAGCAGAAAAAGAUGUUCCUAUUACUCAACCAAACAAAACAUCAGAACUCGAAUCUAAUGAAGAGUUGUUUGUUCAUCCUUGGGUGGCCGUGGUGGCCAACAUCUUUGUUGAUCAUAACAGUUGUAGGUAUGAACGUUCCACGACUUUGAGAGAUGGUUGGUUGAAAAGGGGAUUUAAGCCUGUGAGGGUUCGGAUUUUGUGGAACUACCUUGGUCAAUCUGGAUAUGCAGUUGUAGAGUUCAACAAAGAUUGGAAUGGUUUCGGAGAUGCCAUGAAGUUUGAGUCUGCAUUUGAAGCAGAGAACCAUGGGAGGCAAGAUUGGCAUAAACUCGGGUCUAAAGGAGAUGGUUUGUAUGCUUGGAUAGCAAGGGAGGAUGACUAUAAUUCUAGAGGAGUUGUUGGGGACUUUUUGCGUAAGAAUGGGGAUCUAAAAUCUGUAUUGGACAUUCAAAGAGAAAUUGAAAGGAAAGAUAAGACUCUUAUGUCUAGUUUAACCAAUAACCUAGAGGUUAAAAAGUUAGAGUAUGAAGAGACGAGGAAAAAAAUAAGCACAGUUGAAACGUCGAUGGACAAUGUUAUAAAGGAAAAUGAAGAGAUGGUUCAUUCAUAUAACCAAAAGAUCAAGAUGAUGCGGGAGGAAGCAUAUAAUCACUUGCGUGGUGUUUGGGAUUCUCAUGAAAGGAGUAUGUCAGAAUUAGAGUGUCAAAGGGAAAGGCUUAAGCAAAGGGAAGAAGAGCUGAAAGAGCUUGAAACUGUUACUGAAAAUGAACAAAGGAGAUUUGACCAUGAGAAGAAAAUGAAUGAAAUGGCAAUUUUGGAACAGAAGAAAGUGGAUGAGAAAAUGAUGAACCUGUUGGAAGAGCAAAAGAAAGAGAAGGAGAAACUUCAUGCAAAAACAUUAGAUUUGGAAAAGAAAAUCGAUGCGAAGCAGGCAUUGGAACUGGAGAUUGAGCGGUUAAGAGGAGCUGUAGGGGUGAUGAAACAUAUGAACGAUUCUGGUGAUGUGGAAGCGAAGAAGAAGAUGGAUGAAGUUGAGGAAGAACUAAAGGAAAAAUUAGAUGACCUUGAACAAGCUGAAGCACUAAAUCAGGCACUUAUUGUUAAGGAACGUAUCAGCAAAGAGGAGUUAGAUGAUGCUCGUAAGGAGCUUAUUAAUGGAUUGAUGGACAAUCACGGUCGAUCUAUUAUAUGUGUGAAGAAACUGGGUGAACUUGAUGUAAAACCGUUCCUCAAAGCAGCAAAGAAGAAAUUUUCUAAAGAAGAAGCUCCAGAAAAGGGAGUGGAGUUGUGCUCUUUGUGGGAGGAUUACAUUAGAGACCCAAGUUGGUGUCCUUUUAAGGUUGAUCCUGUGAAGGAGGAGGAGGAGGAUGUAAUUGAUGAGAAUGACGAGAAACUUAAAAAUCUGAAGAAAGUGUAUGGGAAGGAAGUGUAUGAAGCUGUGACAAGAACCUUGACUGAAAUGAGUAAAUACGGUCCUCAUGAUCGGCGUCCUGUGCAAGAACUGUGGAAUUCCAAAGAAAACCGGAAAGCAACACUGAAGGAGGGGGCAAUACAUAUAGUCAAACAGUGGAAACUACAAAAGACUAAGAGGAAAUAGAUAGAUAGAUAGAUAGAUAGCCCAAACUUAGUUCUAUCAAUGCCAUGCCUU